CUCUCUCUCUCUGUCUCUCUCUCUACAUACCUUUUCUUGCAAUCUAAGAAUUGUGUCCAUUUAUAUCCCGAAAACUCAAUACACACAACUGUGGUCUGCGAUCCUCAUUCGUCGGAAGAACCCAGAAAAAUGAGCUCGGUUUGCAUAUCGAACUGUGUUAACGACGCACGUGACCCUCGUGUUCCCGUCCGGGCCACCUACGUGAACCUCUACAAGUGGCCGGAGUCCGACGCAGAGUUCGUCCGGUCGUUCAGCUCCGCCGAAGGCCGCAGGGGAAUGCAUGGCCAUCCCAGAGUGGUGGACAGUAUCUCGUGCAGGCAGAUGUAUCUGAGAAGCUACAAGUUCUCCAGGAAAGAAACUGUGCCGGAGAAGACGCAGAAAUGUUUCGGGAGGGUGAGAGAGAAAAUGUCUCCCGGAAAGAAGAGAAAGACUCAGGGGCUUAAAAGGAAGUGUUUGGUUUGGAGGAAAGUUAGGGAAUUGUCGUGUGCCGCCUUGUUUAGGAUCUUUCACAGGUUUUUGUCUUGCUCUGCUAGUGUAGACGUUAUGGAUGGAUAAGAUUGACAUCAUAAGCUUUCUCUACUCAAUUCCUCUGUUUUUUAUGCUCAGAACUACAUUUACUUAAAAAAAAGGGGAAGAAUCUGGUGUUGUGUUCUUGUUUAUCUAGUUUUGUGUUAAGUUAUGUUGAAGGGAAAAUAUUGCAAUGGACAUUGUGGCAAGAAUAGUUCUGUGUAAAUCUGCAUGUCCUGAUCAUCCUGCCGAGCUUACAGAAAAACCAUGUAAUUUUGCUCUCCUUUUUUAUUUCAGUGUGAUUCUAAGAAAUAAUGUUUUGUAUUUAGUAAUGCUGUCGGUAUUUUCAGUA
Messenger RNA from Carya illinoinensis, 859 nucleotides. RefSeq lists its product as uncharacterized. NCBI's taxonomy places the organism in Eukaryota, Viridiplantae, Streptophyta, Magnoliopsida, Fagales, Juglandaceae. The transcript has a single exon. The record is from RefSeq and is a predicted model, not a curated record. The coding region runs from base 130 to 555 and encodes 141 amino acids.